UUUAUAUAUGUUUCAGUCACUGAGAAUGAGUGGCGGUGCUAGAAAGCGACAGUAGGAAGAGGAGGGCUCUUGUGAUUGCUCUGUUUGUGGGUUUGUUUUAGUCUGCGUUGGAGAGAUCGAGAAACUGUUGCGAUGGCGGCGCUUGGUAAAGAGCUUAUCUACCUGAUCUUGCAGUUCCUGGAUGAUGAGAAGUACAAAGAUAGUGUUCACAAGCUUGAGCAAGAAUCGGGAGUUUUCUUCAAUUUGAAUUACUUGGAGGAGUUGAUUCUUGCUGGGAAGUGGGACGAGGCUGAGAAAUAUCUCAACGCGUUCACUACAAUAACCGAUAAUCGGUUCACCAUGAAGAUAUUCUUUGAAAUUCGCAAGCAGAAGUAUUUGGAAGCAUUGGAUAAGCAUGAACGAGGCACGGCUGUUGAAGUACUUCUGAAUGAUUUGAAGGUUUUUGCCCCUUUUAAUGAGAGCUUGUACAAGGAAAUCACUCAACUCCUCACAUUAGAGGAUUUUAGGCAAAAUCAGCAACUCGCUAAUUAUAGAGAUGCUAAGACUGCCAGAUCCAUUUUGAUGCUCGAGCUCAAGAGACUUGUCGAGGCAAAUCCUGUUCUUCAAGAGAAGACUCAGUUUCCUACCUUAAGGAACGGUAGAUUAAGAUCGCUUAUCAAUCAAAGCUUGAACUGGCAACAUUCAUUUUGCGGAAAUCCAAGACAAAAUCCUGAAGUAAAAUCUCUCUUUGUGGAUCACAUAUGUGGAAAUCCAAAUGAUCCAUUUGCCCAAGUAGCUCCAAACAAUCAACUCUUGCGUCCGCAUUCAAAAGUUGAGGGUCUCUUCCCAUUGACUGCAGAUAUGGCAUAUCAACCAACUUCAGCACCAUUUUUGGUAAAUAAUCCAGUUGUGUCCGGAGGAGCAGUGGGAUUUAACAGUCCAAGGAAUCAAGUUCCAGUGCUUAGAGCUCAUGGGGAUUCUGAUGUGACAAAAAUGAGGUCGUCGAGGCUUUCAGAUAGGGAAAUGUUGCAAGGAAACUCUUCUGUUCAAAAUAAUGGCACUGACCAUAACGAGAUUGAUGAAUUGCCCAAGAUUGUUGCAAGAACCUUGAACCAGGGUUCACUUGCUUCGUCUUUGGAUUUUCAUCCUAAUCAGCGGACCAUACUUCUAGUUGGAACAAGUGAUGGGGACAUCUGUUUGUGGGAAGUUAGCCAUAGUGAUAAGUUGAUGACAAAAGGUUUUGAGUCAUGGAAUCUUGAAAAUAAAUCAAUGGCAUUGAAGGCAGCUUUAGUGAAAGACCCAUGUGUCUCGGUUAAACGUGUAUUAUGGUACAUGGAUGGUUCUUUAUUUGGAGUUGCAUACUCUAAGAACCUAGUGCAAUUGUUUGAUUACCGUGGUGGAGGCGACAUUCAACGUCAUCUGGAGCUUGAGGCUCAUAAUGGAAGUGUUAAUGACAUAGCUUUCUGCAAGCCCAAUGUGAAACUAUGUCUUGUUACUGGCGGUGAUGACAAGACAAUUAAGGUUUGGGAAGCGGCUAGUGGUACAAGAAUGUAUACAUUCGAAGGUCAUGAGGCUCCUGUAUAUUCUGUUUGCCCUCAUGAGAGAUCAGGAAACAUAAAUUAUGUUUUCUCGACAUCAGUGGAUGGAAAAAUAAAGGCAUGGUUGUAUGACGGGCAGGGGCCUAAGGUUGAUUUUGAUGCUCCCAGUCGCUCAUGUGCAGCAAUAGCCUAUAGCACUGAUGGGAAACGGCUUUUUUCUUGCGGGACUAAUAAAGACGGGGAGUCCCACAUUGUUGAAUGGAAUGAAGAUGAAGGUUCUGUGAGGAGAACCUACAAAGGAUUUAACAAUCGUUCAUUGGGAUUGGUGCAAUUUGAUACGACCAAGGACAGGUUCUUGGCUUGUGGAGAUAACUACACACUCAAGUUCUGGCAUAUGGACAGGUCUGAUCUGUUAACAGCUAUUGAUGCUGAGGGAGGGCUUCCAGCAAGUCCACGUAUCCGCUUCAACAAGGAAGGGACAUUACUGGCUGUUACUGCAAACGACAACAGAAUCAAAAUCUUAGCGACAGUUCAGGGUCUCCGAUUGAUGCGCGAGAAUGAGAGUCAUUCUCUUACUCCUGCGCCUGUAACAAAGAAUGAUGUAGUUAUAGACUUGGAAGACGUGAAACCUACAUUAACUGAAAUGGGGAAGCUCAUUGAAAUUAACGAACCUGCUCAAUUUCGGUCGUUGAAGCUCUCAUCCACUGUUGAAGUUGAUAAGAUUUCAAGAUUGGUCUAUAACAGUUCAGGUACCGCAGUUUUAGCGUUGGCUUCUAAUGCCAUUCAUCUGCUAUGGAGGUGGUUGCGUAAUGAAGUUAAUCCAACUGGGAAGGCGACAACCAGAGCUGCUCCUCAAUUUGUGCUGUCAGAAUCAGGUGUCCUAAUGGUGAAUGAUGUGAAUGGGGUUAAACCCGAAGAUGCUGUGCCAUGUUUUGCUUUGUCUAGGAACGAUUCUUAUGUCAUUUCAGCAUCAGGAGGGAAAGCAUCCUUGUUUCAUGCUCUUAAUUUUAAGACGAUGACGACCUUCAUGAGCCCCUCACCUGCUGCAACAUGUUUUGCUUUCUAUCCAACAGAUAACAAUGUUAUUGCUAUAGGCACGGAUGAUUCCACCAUUCACAUAUACAAUGUUCGCUUAGAUAAGAUAUUUUGCAAGUUCACUGGCCAUUCUAGGAGGGUCACUGGUCUUGCCUUCUCUCAGGAGCUGAAGAAACUUGUUUCUUUCGGAGAUGAUGCUCAGAUAAUCAUGUGGAGUACUGAGACUUGGGAAAAGCAGAAAGAAGUAUUCCUGCAGAUACCAGCCAAUCGGACACUUUCAUCACUGUCAUCCAAUAAUCUCCAAGUUUACAACGAUCAUACUCGUCUGCUUGUUGUACAUGGUACUCAACUCGCCAUAUACAAAGCAGAGACACUCGAUUGUGUGAAGCAGUGGAUUGUGGAAGAAUCCUCAGCACCCAUAUCUCAUGCAACCCUAUCAUGCGAUAGCCGGAUCGUGUACUGUGGAUUCCUGGAUGGGAUAGUGAGGAUACUUGAUGCUUCAAACUUCAGAAUAAUAUGUCAGAUUAACCCCCCUGCAUAUCUUGGGCUGGAAAUCAGUUCUGGUAUAUACCCAGUCGCGGUGGCAGCAAAUCCUCAGCAACCAAACCAGUUUGCAUUGGGACUGAGCAAUGGAGGCGUUCAUGUGAUUGAGUCUCUUGAGUUUGGAUCCAAAUGGGCUACUGCUUAGAAAAUGGAUGGUCAAGUAGUCUCUAGGGUUACAACUAUGAUGUUAGUGGUGAUUUUAUUAUGUUUAAAUUUCUCUGGUUUUAUACUGUAUUUAGAUCCAUAUCAGUAUAAAGUAUAAACUAGUAUGAAACAUUUACGAUCAGUUGUUGAAUUCAAAUAAAA
Messenger RNA from Tripterygium wilfordii, 3401 nucleotides. Its product is annotated as topless-related protein 1-like. Gene Ontology annotation, biological process: regulation of DNA-templated transcription. Lineage: Eukaryota; Viridiplantae; Streptophyta; Magnoliopsida; Celastrales; Celastraceae. The record is from RefSeq and is a predicted model, not a curated record. The coding region runs from base 133 to 3240 and encodes 1035 amino acids. The transcript has 25 exons. Gene Ontology annotation, molecular function: protein binding.